Euleptes europaea (tarantolino) is the source of this 1055-nucleotide messenger RNA. It is a transcript of the gene SFRP2, whose product is annotated as secreted frizzled related protein 2. The transcript has 3 exons. The coding region runs from base 1 to 894 and encodes 297 amino acids. Gene Ontology annotation, biological process: canonical Wnt signaling pathway; negative regulation of canonical Wnt signaling pathway; non-canonical Wnt signaling pathway. Gene Ontology annotation, molecular function: Wnt-protein binding. The record is from RefSeq and is a predicted model, not a curated record. NCBI's taxonomy places the organism in Eukaryota, Metazoa, Chordata, Lepidosauria, Squamata, Sphaerodactylidae.
AUGGCCCGGCGCGCCCUGGCGCUGGCGCUGGUGCUGGUGCUGGUGGCGGCGUCGCGGUGCGCGGCGUCGAGCCGCGGGCUGUUCCUCUUCGGGCAGCCCGAGCUGGCGUACAAGCGCUCCAACUGCAAGCCCAUCCCGGCGUCGCUGCUGCUGUGCCGCGGCAUCGAGUACCCCAACAUGCGGCUGCCCAACCUGCUGGGCCACGAGACCCUGCAGGAGGUGCUGGAGCAGGCGGGCGCCUGGAUCCCGCUGGUGCAGAAGCAGUGCCACCCGGACACGCGCAAGUUCCUCUGCUCCCUCUUCGCGCCCGUGUGCAUCGACGACCUGGACGAGACCAUCCGGCCCUGCCACGCGCUGUGCCAGCAGGUGAAGGACAGCUGCGCGCCGGUCAUGUCCGCCUUCGGCUUCCCCUGGCCGGACAUGCUGGACUGCGGCCGCUUCCCCCAGGACAACGACCUGUGCAUCCCCCCGGCCAGCGGCGAGCACGUCCUGCCCACGCCCAGGGAAGCACCAAAAGUCUGUGAUGCCUGCAAAAGCAAGAAUGAGGAUGACAAUGAAAUUGUGGAAAACCUUUGCAAAAAUGACUUUGCCUUGAAGAUAAAAGUGAAGGAGAUCGCCUACAUCAAUGGGGACACCAAGAUCACCCCAGAAACAAAGAGCAAAACCAUCUACAAGCUGAAUGGCGUGACAGAAAGGGAUCUGAAAAAGACUGUGCUCUGGCUCAAAGGUGGCCUCCAGUGUACCUGUGAUGAGAUGAAUGAUAUAAACGCGCCCUACUUAGUGAUGGGACAGAGGCUGGCAGGAGAGCUGGUGAUCACCUCAGUAAAGCGGUGGCAGAAAGGCCAGAGGGCGUUCAAGAGAUUCUCGCGCAGCAUCCGCAAAUUGCAGUGCUAGUCGCUUCUGGCCUUGCUGCCUUCGGUCCCUAGAGCACUGCCGAGUCUCUUGCACCUUCCUGCUUCUUCAGCCACAAAGCACAGCAGGCGUGGGAGAGGAAGACCCGUUUUAAAAAAAGGAAAGGGAGGCCGGUUUUGUACAUAUAGUAAAACUAUAAUAAA